Molecule: messenger RNA, 1224 nt
Organism: Lottia gigantea (owl limpet)
Lineage: Eukaryota; Metazoa; Mollusca; Gastropoda; Lottiidae
Exons: 4
Coding region: 1-1224 (407 amino acids)
Source: RefSeq, a predicted model, not a curated record
AUGGCAACAAAUUCCAGUCUCGUUAGUUUUGAUCGUUAUAACCAAUACAACAAAGGAUCAUGUACACACAAUAAGGAUUUUUUUGAAAAUGGAACUGAAUGGUGGGAAGUGGAUCUUCAAGAGCUGUAUAAUAUAACUGAGGUCAUUGUCUAUAGCAGGGCAGACACAUGUUGUUUAAAUUGGUUAGAUGACUAUGUUCUAUACAGUGGAGUGAAUUGUGAAACUGGUAUUUGUUACAAUGAAUGCUACAACUACAACAAAACACAAGAAACCGUUAAAGUCAAUCGUAUACCAGAGGGUUGUAUAGCUCAACAUAUUCGUCUUUCUGUGAUCCACAAUAGCCUUGUUUUGUGUGAAGUUGAAAUAUUUGGAGAACUUAAACCCUUAGUAUCAUCAACAUUACUACCAAGUAGAGAUAUAUCUUCUGAUGGUCAAGGAAUGGUGGUAACUACCUCUGAACAACUCAUGAAAACAUCAAUAGAAGCAAAUUCAUUAUUUACCGACGUAAACAGUUCUCUUGAUACGGUUGAUAAAGCAAGUUCAACAGAUUCUUUUAGGAUUACGCCAUAUACGUCCGAUCUGGAAAGUAUUGAUGUUGAUCCAACUUUUAGUUCUUUAGACUCCACCACGUCGUCAUCCAACAACCAGAUCAUUCCGUCAUCAUCUUAUGUGAGCGAACCGUAUUCAGAAACUGAAAGUUUGUUACCAACAAGCCGUUUACCAUUCGUUUCUCAAAGUCAAUUUGCUACUUUAUCAUCUUACCCUGUCGAAGAAUCAUCAUGGGAAAGCAUAUCACCAACGAUACCAAUAUCAACCAAAUUGCCAUCGUACUCAGACAUAAAUUCUUCUACACAAGAUACCAGCAGUGACCGAACGUCUCAUGUACCACAGUUUCCUGAUGAAGCAACCAUAUCAUCAUCAAUAGGGAUCUCUACCACAAUUCAUACUAACUGUCCGUGCUUAUGUUCAAAAUUGACUUUUGAUGAAAUCCGAGAGAAAAUAAAAUAUAUCACCAAGAGUUUAAGUUUACCAAAAAAUAAUUUGUCAAGUUUCAGACGCAAAAAGAAGACAGCAGACGACAAUCGGUUUUCAGCUACUGUGGCAGGAUAUACCGGUACGGCUAUUUUGUGUUGUGUAUUUGGAUUUCUUGUGUCCGGCGAUGUCUCAACACUGUUGAAAUCUACAGUCAUAUGGAUUCGAAAAUAUAAAUCAAACUGUAGUUAA